Molecule: messenger RNA, 2460 nt
Organism: Raphanus sativus (radish)
Lineage: Eukaryota; Viridiplantae; Streptophyta; Magnoliopsida; Brassicales; Brassicaceae
Product: putative F-box/kelch-repeat protein At2g44030
Exons: 3
Coding region: 1455-2126 (223 amino acids)
Biological process (GO): isoprenoid biosynthetic process
Molecular function (GO): protein binding
Source: RefSeq, a predicted model, not a curated record
CCAUCCGCAACAGCGGUCCGUGACGAAUCCUUAACCUUCUCUUUCUUCCGUGAUGAAAUAUAAUAAUAAUAUUUUGGUUUAACUAACCAAGGAUCAAUCCUUCAAGAAGGAUUGGAAGGACUUGAUCCUUAACCUUCUCUUUCUUCCUCUCUCUCUCUCUAUCUCUCCUCCCUGGCUCUCUCUCAAUCUCUCCGCUCGCACAUCCUGAUCAGAUGCGGAAAGUUCAGCUUCGCUUUCGAUCCCUUGAGCUGAAACGCCGCUCGGUCGUACGCCACCACCGCGUCCUCCGGCGUCUCGUAGGUCCUGAGCCACACUCUUGCUCCGGGGUUCCGGUAGAAAACGGGCGGAUUGACACCGUUAUUGACGGAAUCAGGUGAGCUUAUUAAGUCGCUGUAAUCAAAACCUGACAUUUGAUGAUUAUGAAUAUUUAUGAUGAUUUAGUCUUAGUUAGUGCUUCUGAAUCGAGUAGAAGUUUUAGAAAGUGAAAGCUGCUGAAGAAUGAAGUGUUAAAGCACACUUGCGGAGAAGAUUUAUAAAGAUACAGAUCGAUCUAUGAGAGCUUGAUGAUUACUCUGUUUUAGUUACUCUGUUUCUUAUCACAUAAAGAUCACGCCUUUAUGAUUUUUUUUAAUUUCUGAAAGUUUCUAAUUUUGGGGGUGGGUGAAUAAUCUUCAUGACGCCUUAUGUACAAGAACGAGUCAACAUUGGUUCAGGACCACCAGGCUCCAAAGUCAGGUGGUUUAGGUCUUCUAGCAACGAGUCUAGAUACAUCAACACUAUCACCUUUGAAGCCAAGGAAGGUUCUCCCACUCUUGUCAUGGUUCAUGGAUACGGUGCUUCUCAAGGUUUCUUCUUCCGUAAUUUUGAUGCCCUUGCCUCUCGAUUCAGGGUCAUCGCUAUUGACCAACUUGGGUGGGGUGGAUCAAGUAGACCUGAUUUUACGUGUAAAAGCACAUAAGGCAGAAACAGAGGCGCACACAAGAUGGACUGGCGAGAAUUUGGAAAACCAUGUUGAUGUCAAGAAUGUUCUCGUUGACAUGGGAAUCUACUUCCAAGUGCAGGUAGCAGAGUUUAGUUGCUAUGUAUUUCAUGAAUGCUAUUUGAUGUCAGGAAGUAAUUCGUUAUCUAUUUGUGUGUGUACUUGUAGGAUGACUAUCUGGAUUGUUAUUGUUCUUGUUCUUUUAUUUGUUCUUGUUCUUUGCCAAAGCUUUUUUUUUCACAAGUAUUAAAAACUCCAAAUUGGAGAACACCAUUGGACUUCAAAUUUGGAGAUGAAUCCUUAACUAUUCAAACACAAAAAAAAAUAGUAAACUAAUGCUAAGGAUUCCAAUGGUGGUAACACCAUUGGAGAUGCUCUUAGUUAGCACAACCAAGGCAAGAAACCCUAAUAAAAGUUGGCCGUAAAAAUAAGAGCACAGUGCAAAACCCCUGAAACCAAACUUAACCAAAACAAGAUGACGAAGAAGUCAUCAUCAUCAGAGCCUCCUCCGUCGUUUUUGUCGUUACCGCACGACAUCGUCUUCAACACUCUGGCUAGGAUCUCUCGAACCAAUUAUCCAAUUCUGUCUCUUGUCUCCAAGAGUUUCCGUUCACUCCUGUCUUCGCCUGAACUCGAGGCCGCACGAUCACUCAUCGGAAGACCCGAGAAGUACCUCCACGUCUGCUUAAACCUCAAUAACAACAAAAACAACCCUAACCCUAGAUGGUUCAUACUUUCCGAACGUAAGUUGAUACCAACCCCUUCGUUUCCCUACCGACAUCUCAACUCCUCGUGUCUUGUCUCAACUGGGUCUGAGACCUACGUAAUCGGCGGUGGACUCGAAAGAAGCAAAAGAGUGUUUCUAAUCGACUGUAAAACUCACCAGUGGCGUGAACUCCCCAACAUGCGUCUUUCUCGAAAAGAAGCAGUCGCUAGGGUGAUGGACGGUAAGAUCUAUGUGAUUGGAGGCUGCAGCAGCAACUACUCUAAGUAUAAUGGAGAGGUUUACGACCCAAAUACUCAAACUUGGGAGUUCGCAACUGCCACAAAAAACGAUCUCCUUAAUCGAAAAAGUCGUUACAGUUCCACGAAGUGCCUUAUACCCACAGAUUUUCCAGUUCCACCAAGUCGUCCUUGUCCGUGCUAACAGAUAAAAAGUUGCGGUUGGUGGUUCGAGAUGGUGAACUACGUUGCGAUGGCUCAUGUUGGUGGACUUUAGUUACGGGACUUGAAGCAAUAUCCUAUCUGAUUUCGGUGACGAACUCUGGGCAAGAUAAGAGAGUUUUAGUUUGGUGGAAGACUAAUAAUAAUGCUGAGGAAUGUGAAACUGAGAUUUGGUGUGCACAGAUUUUAAUUGGGAUUUGGGGUUACAAGUCGAUUCAAGGAUUCAUAGAGUGGUCUGAGAAUGUGUUUACCUACCAGGGAUGUCAUGAAUCUGAUGAUGAUGAUGAUUCCGAAUUCCUUUUGCAUUCCGCUUUUGU